Messenger RNA from Hippocampus zosterae (dwarf seahorse), 1044 nucleotides. RefSeq names its product mitogen-activated protein kinase 15-like. Gene Ontology annotation, molecular function: MAP kinase activity; ATP binding. NCBI's taxonomy places the organism in Eukaryota, Metazoa, Chordata, Actinopteri, Syngnathiformes, Syngnathidae. Gene Ontology annotation, biological process: protein phosphorylation; intracellular signal transduction. Gene Ontology annotation, cellular component: nucleus; cytoplasm. The record is from RefSeq and is a predicted model, not a curated record. The transcript has a single exon.
AUGGCAGAAAACGUUGAGCCACAUAUUCUGAUGCGCUACGAGCUUCAGAAGAAGAUCGGGAAUGGCGCCUACGGGCAUGUGUGGAAAGUGCUGGACAAAAAGUCUGGCCAGGUUUACGCCCUCAAAAAGAAUUUCGACGCCUUUCAGAAUCGCACUGACGCCCAGCGCACCUACCGCGAAGUGAUGGCCCUGCGAUCCAUGGCGCACGAAAACAUCGUGGUGCUCCACCGUUUAUAUAAAGCCGAAAACGAAAAAGACGUUUACCUCGUGUUCUAGCACCAAGAGGCGGACCUCAACAGGGCCAUCAAGGAGAACAUCCUUGAGGACCUGCACAAACGGUGGAUCACCUACCAGAUUUUCAAGGCGGUCAAGUACAUCCACUCAGCCGGCCUGGUCCACCGCGACCUCAAGCCUUCCAACAUCCUGCUCAACUCGGACUGCAAUGUCAAGGUCUGCGACUUUGGGCUUGUCAGGACCUUGGGCGUCGAGGCAGAUGAUUCUCAGGUCAUGACGGACUACGUGGCGACCCGGUAUUAUAGGGCGCCGGAGAUCCUGCUCGGCAGCCAGAAGUACACCAAGGCAGUUGAUAUUUGGUCGGUGGGCUGCAUCCUCGCGGAAAUGUAUAACAACCGUAAACCGAUCUUCACAGGGUCGUCGACCUACUAGCAGAUUAGCAAGAUCUUCACGUUCUUAGGGCCUCCUUCUCAAGAAGACGUGGAAUCGCUGUAGCACAGGGAGGCUGAAUAAAUUAUUAGGUCUCUCUCGCUGACUAAAAGGCAAAAAUUGAGUGAUAUCCUGUACGCGCCGCCCGAGGCCAUUCGCAUCAUCGAGUCCAUGCUGAUUCUCAACCCUAAGAAGCGGGCGACCAUCGAGCAGCUGCUGAGCCAUCCUUACGUCAAGACCUUCAGAAAGCCCGCCACUGAAAUUUCUGCCGCCAGCCAGAUCGUCCUCCCCGUCAGCGAUAACACGAAGCUGGCGAUAAAGGACUACCGCAAAAUGCUGUAUGACCUUUCUGGCAAGAACCUGCUGGAACUGGAAAAAUAA